GCGCUAUAGUGCGCGUGACCCUUCACCCACUUCCAGCACAGCGAGUUCUCACACUUCUCAGCACUAUAUAAGGCUGAUAACCGCGGCGACAUUACCCACGUCUUCACGCAGCAACUACUCACGGAUCAGUAUGUUGUCCUAUCUUGCUCGCUGGGUGUCCAGAGGUGCUGUCCAGGCGCUGAAAGGGACAAGCAGUCGGCCUCAACUGGUCAAGACACCUCGUAUCGGCAAUCAGACACUGGCAGCGGCUCCUCUGCCCUUCGCUGGGGGCAGUCCAGGAGUGAGACAGGCCCGGGCACUGGAUCAGGAGAGACUACUGCAGAUCGACUGGGAUGAUGGGAGCUGUAGUUUGUAUCCGUUCACCUGGUUGAGGGAUAACUGCCAGUGUCCACUCUGUACGCUGCAAUCGGCUCAAGCACGCAGCCUGCUAUUCUCACAUCUGGACGUGCACACCGGGAUGGACCACGUACAGUUGAUGGACAAUAAGGUAUCCAUAACUUGGCCUGAUCAGCACAGCAGUGAGUUUGAUCCUGACUGGCUGAAGAAACGCUGCUUUUCCUCUGAGGCCAGACAGGCUCUGCAGGAGGAGCUCUUCCUUAAUGAGCGUGAUUAUUGGGACUCUGGUCUUCAAAUCCCCACAGCAGAUUUUGAGGAGAUUCUACAUGACGACAAGGCUGCGUUGGCCUGGUUAGAAGCUCUGAGACGCAUUGGCAUAGUCUACCUGAGGGGGGCACCAGCGGAACAGGGCCAGUUGGCCAAACUCAGCCAGAGAAUUGGCUACCUGCGCCUCACCUUUUACGGACACACGUGGCAAGUGCAGGACAAGCCCAUGGCUAACAAUGUUGCCUACACUUCUGGAGAACUGAGUCUGCACACAGAUUACCCUGCUCUCCAUCAUCCACCUGGGGUGCAGUUCCUACAUUGUGUCCGUCAGGCUGAUGAGGGUGGUGAGAGUGAGGUGGUUGAUGGGUUUCACAUGGCAGAGCAGCUCCGCAGGGUAGAUCCAGAGGCGUUUAACAUCCUCUCCUCUCUCAGGGUGGACUUCACAGACAGCGGUGCUGACUACUGUGACUUCAGUGUCCAGUCCAAAAACCACAUUAUAGAUGUGGACUCAUCCGGUCGGGUUGUGAGGAUCAACUAUAAUAACGCCACUCGAGACUCAGUGCUGGAUCUGCCUCUGCAUCAGGUUCAGCCCUUCUACUCAUCUCUGAAGGCCUUCGUGAAGCUGCUUAACAGGCCGGAGAAUGUCUUCACUUACAGAAUGGAGCCAGGUGAUGUGGUGACCUUCGAUAACUGGCGUCUGCUGCACGGCCGAAAGAGCUACCAGUCUCGAGGGCAGAACUUAAGACAUCUAGAAGGAGCGUAUCUGGACUGGGAUGAGGUCAUGUCCCGUCUCAGGAUCCUCCGGAAGAUGGUCCGCGGAGACAGCUAGACUUUUCUCCUCCUCAUUCUCCACACUACAAUCACAGAUGAUGUUUGACGCGUCCUCUGCUUUUUAUUUAACGUCACAGUAACUUUAAAUACAGCAUAGUAGAAACCGCUUUAGAUCUUCUGGCAAGUAGAUACUCAUUCUUCAUUAGGUAAUGUCUAAUAUUAUUGCAGUCAUUUUCUGAGGACCUGCAAGUCUUCAGUACUUAUAAGCACUUAUUUAGAGGGCGCAGACAUUUGCUUUGCCUUAUUACUAUUUUUUUAUAUAAGGGACAGUUUGCCAGCAGAAUUUGGUUAGUCUUAAUAUAAAAUAUAAUACAACUAUCACAUUUUGUCUGGAACUAAAUGUUUUGCUUAUGUGUGCACAAUUGCCCAAAAUACGCUAUGAGUUAGAACUACUACAAUGAGUUUACUUUGAACCACUGAUGUAGUUCAUUAUGUAAAGUUUGAGAUGUUCAUUUUUACGGUCAGUAUUUUUCCCAUUUUUAAGACUAUUAUGCCAUUACGAUUAAUAAUGUAGAACAGGGAUGCCCAAACUCGGUCUGGGAGGGCCGGUGUGCUGCAGAUUGUAACUCCAACUUGCCUCAACAAACCUGCACGGAUGUUUCAAGAAAGCCUAGUAAGAGCUUGAUUAGCUAGCACAGGUGUGUCUGAUUAGAGUUUGACCUAAACUUUGCAGGAGACCAGCCUUCCAGGACAGAGUUUUGGCACCCCUGAUGUAGAAAGUACUUCUGUUUUGAUAUGGAGACUGAAUUGUUCAUUUAAUUACUGUAUCAGUACUUGUAUACUGAUUUAGCUCUUGAUACCUGAAACGCCUCAAAAAGAAUUUUUUUUGAUGAGAGAAAUUCUAAAGAAAGGCCAAUGUGUACUAAUGCACCAACAAUGCAAAUGUAGCUCAUGUGAUGAUAAAUUAUAGAUUUCUAUUUUGUAAAUAUAUUUUACAAGCUCAGGAUUAUGACCUCCUCCAUUGGGCUUCUGGUGGGCCUCCUUGUUAACAUACAGCACUUCAUUGUGAAGUCUUGAUGGAGAGUUUAUAUAUAUAUAUAUAAAAUAUGUUGGAACCGAAGUGUUACUUAUGAUGGUUUGGCAAGACUCUGACAGAGAUCUCUCUUUCCCAAACUGACAAUAAAAGACAUUUCUAAUGUA
Danio aesculapii is the source of this 2574-nucleotide messenger RNA. It is a transcript of the gene bbox1, whose product is annotated as butyrobetaine (gamma), 2-oxoglutarate dioxygenase (gamma-butyrobetaine hydroxylase) 1. NCBI's taxonomy places the organism in Eukaryota, Metazoa, Chordata, Actinopteri, Cypriniformes, Danionidae. The transcript has 8 exons. Gene Ontology annotation, cellular component: mitochondrion. Gene Ontology annotation, biological process: carnitine biosynthetic process. Gene Ontology annotation, molecular function: gamma-butyrobetaine dioxygenase activity; iron ion binding. The record is from RefSeq and is a predicted model, not a curated record. Bases 131 to 1432 code for a protein of 433 amino acids.